This is a messenger RNA of Ctenocephalides felis (cat flea), 1306 nucleotides long. RefSeq names its product probable nucleoporin Nup58. Gene Ontology annotation, cellular component: nuclear pore. Gene Ontology annotation, molecular function: structural constituent of nuclear pore. The transcript is spliced from 8 exons. Bases 191 to 1294 code for a protein of 367 amino acids. Lineage: Eukaryota; Metazoa; Arthropoda; Insecta; Siphonaptera; Pulicidae. The record is from RefSeq and is a predicted model, not a curated record. Gene Ontology annotation, biological process: nucleocytoplasmic transport.
UGUUGCGAAACUGAAGUAAUUUGUCUGUGAUAAUUGAUAACUUUGUGAAAUAUUAGGUGUUUAAUUGUAAAUAUUUGGUGUUUAAUUGCAUUUCUCAAUUAUCAGUGCCAAUUGUAUUGUUUAUAUAAAUCAAACAAGUGUGCUAACAGACUGAAAAUUUGUGGAUACAAUUAUUUGAACAAACUUCAAAAUGUCGCUAUUUGGAGGCAAUCAAUUAUCAACUUCUUUAACUACUACAACACCUGGUUUUACAAACCCAGCGACUACUCUAAGCUUUGGCGCAACAACAAAUUUUUCUUUUCCUGCUGCUACGACAGCUGCAUCCACGGCUCCCACCGGAUUUGGUGCUACGACAAAGACAACAACGGCUUCGGUAGGUUUGGGAGGUGUAGAUCCCCAAGCAUCUAGUCUACCACGAAAAUUAGAUCCCAGUAAGCCUGAAGAGAGUAUUAUUCGAGAAAAUCUUUUGCCUAAUGAGAUAUCUAGUACUGUUGAAUCAUUUAAACAAUUUGUUCGUGACCAGCGAACAUUAAGUGCCGAUAUAUCUCGUGGAAAUAUAGAACCAGUACAAAAGGUUCGAGAUGAAAUUGACAGUUUAAGAGGUAUUUUAGCAUCAAUGUCUUUUGAUUUACAAAAAAAUGCUGUUAACAGUAGUAGUUUGAAAGCUGACAUGAAAAAAGCUUUAAUGCAUGCCGAGAUGGCUCAAAAAACACAUGAAGUGCCUGCAGGCUUACAAUAUGAAAAUACAGAGCCCCUAGCUUAUUUUAUGGAACUAGUACAAUUUUAUGAAAAAGAAUUAGUGAAAUUUAGAGAAAAGAUUGAACUUACAAACAAGCACUUACAUAGUUUAGUUCAACCAAAACGAGUCGGAGAACAAGAUUUAGUGCAAGGCAUGAAACAAAUUCAUGAAACAUUAAUAACAUUAGCGGGGCGUUUACAAAAUACCCAUCAUGAAGUGCAAACCCAGAAGCAAAUGUAUUUACAAUUAAGAAGAGUUAUGUUAGAUGAUACCACAGAUGUUUUUGCUGCAAGACCUGCUUCAAUUUCAAAUCAUCCUGUACCAAAAAAUGGUGUGGGUCCAAGUCCAUUUGUGCCAGGUGGUUUUCUCGGAUCAAAUAUAUUCAAUAAUACUAGUGUACAACAGAACAAAAGCGCACAAACUCUACCUGCAUUAGGAACAGGAUCAUUCUCAAAUUCUUUAGCACCAGCACCAAAUGUGAGUUUUGGUCUCAAUACAACUGAUACUUUUAAUUUGCAAAGACCACCAGUAGGCAACAAAAGAGGAAAACAUUAGAUGAAUAAAUGC